Molecule: messenger RNA, 162 nt
Organism: Dictyostelium discoideum AX4
Lineage: Eukaryota; Evosea; Eumycetozoa; Dictyosteliales; Dictyosteliaceae
Exons: 1
Coding region: 1-162 (53 amino acids)
Source: RefSeq, a predicted model, not a curated record
AUGAAGAAAUUCACAAAAUGGACACAUACAUUUCAAAGACUGAAUUUCAAUCGUCUCUCAACUAGAGUGGAUAUAGUUAUGAUCAAAUAUUCGAGAAUAUUUUAUAAUAAAAGAUCACAAAAGACACAAUGUUUAGAUUCAUGCGAGAUGUUUACCAUUUAA